UCCUCGCGUCGCUGCUGCAGUGAAGGCGACGGAAACAGACGCAAAACAGCUCGUUACUGCUUCUACUGCUUGGUCAAAACAAGCCAUUUCUUCACAAAACAACAGCAUUUUCUUCUUUUAUCUGUGCUGUCAUUUAUUGUUGUUCGUUUCCGAGGGGCAAUUCCGUCGCAAAAUGGGAAAUGAAGCAAGUUAUCCCCUGGAAAUGUGCACACAUUUCGAUUCUGAUGAGAUUAAAAGGCUGGGAAAGAGAUUUAAGAAACUCGACCUAGAUAAUUCAGGAUCUCUCAGUGUGGAGGAGUUCAUGUCUUUGCCUGAGUUGCAGCAGAAUCCGCUGGUGCAGAGAGUCAUUGAAAUAUUCGAUACAGAUGGCAACGGCGAGGUGGACUUCAAAGAGUUCAUAGAAGGUGUGUCACAGUUCAGUGUGAAGGGUGAUAAAGAACAGAAGCUCCGCUUCGCUUUUAGAAUCUAUGAUAUGGACAAGGACGGCUAUAUUUCCAACGGAGAGCUCUUCCAGGUGUUGAAGAUGAUGGUGGGCAAUAACUUGAAGGACACUCAGCUGCAGCAGAUAGUGGAUAAAACCAUCAUCAAUGCAGACAAGGAUGGAGAUGGAAGAAUAUCUUUCGAGGAGUUCUGCGCUGUUGUUGGAGGUCUUGAUAUACACAAGAAGAUGGUCGUGGACGUGUAAGCAGGUCUCGUCUCCACACAAUCCGCUGUCCCUCUUCAUCUCUGACUAUCUGCUCAAGAUAUCCAGCAAAUGCUCUCUGUGUAUUUCAAUGGAAGUAUUUAUCAAGCCACUUUUUCUAAAUAGAAGCUAUGUGAAGCCAGCAUGUAAGUGUUAUUGAACUGAUCUGCUCAAUAACCUGGUGUAGCACUUCUGGGCGUACGGACGUUGAAAGAGCAUCUCAGUUAAAGAGGAAAGGGCAUUGGCUUGAUCAUAUUUAUUUUGUUUUUAAUGCUUCUUUUUUAAUAUUUAUUUUGUUUUCAUCUUUUUUUUUUUUAAAUAACUAAGAUAUAAAUAAGUGUAAGUAGGGUAUGACGUGCCAAGCAGAACACACCAAUAGAAAUCCUGGUGGAAAUAAGAAUCUACCGCCAUCCUUUUGAGGGAGAACUGUUUGAUCGCAUGAUGAAAUAAUCCAAGUUUUCCCUCUUUCUGAUUUCUAUCAUCUAACCAUGUUUUUGUAUUAAUCGUGAUAUGUUUUUGUUUAAAUGGUAAUAUUGUUGGAAAGUGCAUUUUUCUUGGCUGAAUUGAGACAGUCCAGUAGAAACAGGUAACAAGACACAAUGAUUUGGAUUACUUCAAUACUCAACAAUCUCCAGACAAUCCCAGCAGCAGCACAAUAUCCUCAUUUGAAUGCUUAAGAAAUGAAUGAAAACAUGAAUGUCAUUGCAUUAGAUAACAAAAUAUCCAACCUGUGGCAUCUGCCAACAAAUAAUGUAUUUUGAAAUGGUGAUUUUGAUGGAUUUACGAAGGCAUUACCCUUGAGCUUGCAUGUAUCUUCGCAGAGUAACCACAGGGAUAAAUUAACAAGUCAUGAUUUUGAAUCUAACAUUCUGAUUCAUGCAUACAUGACAUUUGCUUUGAUAUUUUUUUAUCUAAUGUGGCAUAACUGUCUGACUAUUUGGGACCACUGUGUAUUUGGUUUUAGAAUAACCAUAUGGAUUUCACCUACAUAUUCUUUUUGUACCCAAAUGUAUACGAAGCAGGAUAUCCUUGUGCUUUGGUCAAUUAUGCAGUAAACUCAUUCUGCAAGUGAAAUACUUUACAAUAUAAAGCACCUACAAUAGAGAAAACAGCUAACAAAAAAAAUACAGUUUGAAUGUUACUCUGAAUGUUUACAUGCAUGAGUGGAGCAGCUUAACCAAAUUCAUGGUUUAUGAAUUAUAGCAUAUCAACUAUACUCUGAUCAUAUCACUGGGUCUCUUUGACAAACAUAAAGCUUCUGUUCUGCUUGCUAGAAACUAGUUCCUUUCUGCAUGUCUUAUUUUUAAAUGAUUCCAAUUGUUUACACUUUAGUGUGAAAUUGAUGUGAAAUAUACAUAAAAACAUUCAUUUUUGAGAUUUACACAGGUCACAAAAUCUUAUUCAAAUCACAUACUAAAUUUAGGUGGUAAUUUACCCCUUUGUUUUGUAAAUAGAUAUCUUUAACGGUAUUCAUGCUUUUUUGCUAAAUGCAAUGGGUACCACAUCAUUUAAAGUCAGUUUUGGGAUGUCUAUUCUGCAUGCUGCAUCAUAUGGGAUAUGGACUACUUGAUUCUGUAUGAAAACAAUAAAAAUAUAAAACUGGACAACUUA
Messenger RNA from Triplophysa dalaica, 2293 nucleotides. It is a transcript of the gene ppp3r1a, whose product is annotated as protein phosphatase 3, regulatory subunit B, alpha a. Bases 173 to 685 code for a protein of 170 amino acids. The transcript is spliced from 6 exons. The record is from RefSeq and is a predicted model, not a curated record. Gene Ontology annotation, molecular function: calcium-dependent protein serine/threonine phosphatase regulator activity; calcium ion binding. NCBI's taxonomy places the organism in Eukaryota, Metazoa, Chordata, Actinopteri, Cypriniformes, Nemacheilidae.